Amborella trichopoda is the source of this 2213-nucleotide messenger RNA. Its product is annotated as beta-amylase 3, chloroplastic. NCBI's taxonomy places the organism in Eukaryota, Viridiplantae, Streptophyta, Magnoliopsida, Amborellales, Amborellaceae. Gene Ontology annotation, biological process: polysaccharide catabolic process. Gene Ontology annotation, molecular function: beta-amylase activity. The record is from RefSeq and is a predicted model, not a curated record.
AGACGAAAACUAGCCGCACGAGCCAUUUAAGUCCAAGAAGCUUUCCUCCCCCCCCCCACCCCGCCUCUUAACUCCAAUCGCGCCAACCCAAAUGAUUCCUCUCACAAGACUUGGGAAGCGCCUCCCACCAAAUCUUUCUCCGCCUCCCCACUCGCCACGCAUCCCAUAAAUCCCCCUCCCAUUGUUGAAGGCCCUCUUUCUCUCUCAUCUCAUAAUUCACACCCCUCUUUCCUCUUGAUUUCUCCUGCCCCUCCUCUCUUUCUCUCUCUCCAACAAUGGCGAUCUAUCCCACCUCCAUCUCCCCCUCUUUCUGUAGAACCCGCCAUCACCCAUCUGAACCUUCAAGCUUCUCAAGUGGUGGAACCCCAGCCUCAAUUCGCUGCACUCACUUAUCGACAACCAGCAAUUUCAGAAUUAGGGCACACAAGACUUGCAGGGCUAGGGCUCAAAGGAACCUAGGGCAGGGAGGUCUGACCGCCAUGGCCAAGCUCUUCUCUAAACCUUCUGGCGCUGAUGGCUCAGUCUCACCUGAAGAGCCAAACGAGCUCCAUUACUUGGGCCCUGCUCAAUCGAGAGGUGGGAGAGGGUUCCCUGUGUUUGUGGCUCUGCCUCUUGAUUCAGUGAGUUCAGAUGGGAAAAUGAUGAGGAGGAAGGCUAUGGAGGUGAGUUUUAGGGCACUGAAACUUGCAGGUGUGGAGGGUGUGGCUAUGGAUGUUUGGUGGGGUUUAGUGGAGAGAGAUAGACCAGGAGUUUAUGACUGGAGAGGUUACAGAGAGGUUGUGGAGAUGGCGUUGAGGCAUGGGUUGAAGGUCAGGGCGGUCAUGGCCUUUCAUAGCUGUGUUGGAACCGAAGCUGAUCCUUGCCAUAUCACGCUGCCUCAUUGGGUACGUCAAGAAAUGGAAAGGGAGACGGAUUCGGCAUACACGGACAGGCAGGGAAGGAGGAAUUAUGAUUAUAUUUCCUUGGGUAGUGAUUUGCUUCCAGUUUUGAGGGGUCGGUCUCCAAUUCAAGCCUAUUCUGAUUUUAUGAGGAAUUUCAGGGGCACAUUCCAACAGUUUCUUGGUGUCAUCAUAACAGGCAUUCAAGUUGGGAUGGGUCCUGCUGGAGAGCUGAGAUACCCAUCACACCCUUCUGAGAAUCUAUCAUGGAGUUCUCAAGGAAUUGGCGAGUUCCAGUGCUAUGAUAAGCAUAUGCUCGCUUCACUGGAUGCUUGUGCCCGAGAAAUUGGAAAGGAAGAGUGGGGAAAGGGUGGCCCUAUUGAUGCCGGUUCCUACUACCAAAAUCCUGAAGAAACAGGGUUUUUUAAGAGCGAUGGCACAUGGAAUACACCAUAUGGUCAUUUCUUUCUGGAAUGGUAUUCAGGGAUGCUCCUCUUGCAUGGGGAGAGGCUAUGUAUAGCAGCUGAGUCAAUAUUCUCAGGAACAGGAGUGAAGCUCUCAGCUAAAGUGGGUGGAAUACAUUGGCAAUAUGACCUGAAAUCUCACCCUGCUGAGCUGACUGCUGGUUAUUUCAACACAUCCUUUAGAGAUGGUUACAUUCCUAUUGCUCACAUGUUUGCCAGACAUGGAGUGUCUCUUUGUUGCCCAUGCUUUGAUAUGAGUGACGAGAAUGCAAAGUUUUUCAAUAUACACAGCAGCCCGGAAGGGUUUCUCAAACAAAUCGUCUUUGCAGCUAAGAUUUGUAAUAUACACCUAACAGGUGAGAAUUCUUUGACAAAAUUGGACGAGAGUUCAUCAAAACAGGUCUUGAAGAGCUCCAAACUUUAUCCUGAUGGUGGUCUUGAUCCAGCUUGCUCCUUUCUCUUUGUGAGAAUGAAUAAGAAUUUCUUUCUACCUGAUAACUGGAAUCGCUUCGAAAGAUUGGUUUGGCAUAUGUCAGAUACGGGUAAUUUUCAUGCCAGGCUAGGUAAUAAAAAUACUAUUGAGUCACGCCUCUGUUCUAACGUGGCGAUAUAGGACUCCAGAUUAUUUGUGUGCUAUUGAUCUUUACUAUAUGCACGCCAUCGAAGCUGUAUAUUCUAUCUGUAGCACAAUCUGUGGUUUUUAGGUGCUAUCAUGUACACAAUUUUUGGGAGCGUUUGAGGGUUUUACAAUUUACACUCCCCCUUUGUACAAAUAAAUGUAUUUUUUCUUCUUUUCCAAAGUCAGAGGCUAUUCUAAAGUCUGAACUUGUGAUCUCUUGCGCAUGGAAGGUGAACAUUUUCAUUUGGGCUG